Molecule: messenger RNA, 2143 nt
Organism: Physella acuta
Lineage: Eukaryota; Metazoa; Mollusca; Gastropoda; Physidae
Product: kielin/chordin-like protein
Biological process (GO): negative regulation of BMP signaling pathway
Cellular component (GO): AMPA glutamate receptor complex
Molecular function (GO): protein binding
Source: RefSeq, a predicted model, not a curated record
AUUAUUUAUAUAAAAUAAAAAGAAACAGUUUGAAUACGGACAUUUUCACGAAGGAUCUUCUUCAGUGCUCUCUAAAGAUAAAAUUACGAUGGAUUUCAUGAACAAGUUUUUAUUUAUUCAUAUGUUGUUAUUGUUGUGUAGUCACAGUAUUGAUAGUGUGAUAAUAAGUAACACAACAUCGGCUACUACUAAGGCGGCACCUACAACGACGAAAACAACCACAAAAAUACCCACUACCACAACGAAAGCACCAACGACUACUGCGAAAGCACCAACGACCACUGCGAAAGCACCAACGACUACAACGAAAGCACCAACGACUACAGCGAAAGCACCAACGACUACAGUGAAAGCACCGACCACAACGAAAGCACCAACCACCACAUCAAGGACACCAAUAACCAUAAGCACUGGUUCAACUACACUGGAGACUGCAAGACAAAUAAAUUGUUCGGCUGUAGAGAACCCAUCGUUAACCGACCCGUGUAUGAUUUGCAGCUGUAACUACGGCAUGUAUGAUUGCUACCUAAAUUGUUGCCAGCCUUAUGAGUGUGUUGAUAGAGUAUACAAGCCUGGAGUCUGCUGUCCUUUUUGUCCCAACGGUCGUAACUGCAGAAUUGCCGGCUCCAUAGUUCCAGAUGGUCUUAUGGUCGAGGUACCUGGUCGUGGAGUGUGUACCUGUGGUCCAGGGAGUCUAGGGGAGGAGCCACAGCCCGUGUGUUUUCCGGCGCCCACGACUUCUUCAACGACAACAACGACAAAAGCACCACCUACGACAACAACUCUUAAAUCAACGACAUCGAAACCAAAAACGUGUGAAGGUGUGGUCAAUCCUUCUCUAAGUGACCCUUGUUUGAUGUGCACAUGUAGCAACGGAGAGUACAACUGUGAACAGAUGUGUUGUCUACCUCCAGAGUGUGUGGACAGUGUACGAAAGCCGGGGAUCUGCUGUCCAGUUUGUCCUAAUGGCCGAAACUGCAUGAUCGGUGGUUCCAUAGUCCAAGACGGUCGUAUUGUGGACGUCCCUGGGCUUGGUCAGUGUGGUUGUGGCCCCACAGCUGGGGACUCGGGACCGAUAUGUAUUCCCACAUCCCCCACUCCACUCACCACCACAACAACAAAAGCGACGACCACCACAACAACAGUCAAACCAACAACCUCAGUGAAGCCGACCACGCUAGCGCUUAACACUUGUGAAGGUAUCGAGAACCCAGGCCUAGGUGAGCCAUGCAUGUAUUGUUACUGUAACAGUGGUGAGUACGAGUGCUGGUACUCUGGAUGUGAGCAGCCCAGGUGUGUUGACAGUCUCAUCAAGCCAGGUGAAUGCUGUCUGGAGUGUCCCAAUGGCUGGAAUUGUGCAAUUGGAGGUCAGAUCAUACCGUAUGGGAAGUCUGUGGUGAUCCCCGGGUACGGGGAGUGCUCGUGUGUCACGAAUGAGUACCUCGACAGUUUGUCAGCUGUGUGUGUGGUUGUCACUCCAGCUACAGCAACAACAACAAAGUCACCACCAACCACAACUACAACACCGAAACCCCAGAGCUGUGAAGCUGUGGAGAACCCAUCAUUGACAGACCCGUGUAUGAUUUGCGACUGUUACAACGGCCGGUACGAAUGUGCCAUAAAUUGCUGUUUUCAUGUCGAGUGUGUUGAUAAAGUAUACAAGCCUGGCGUCUGCUGUCCUGUUUGUCCCAACGGUCGUAACUGCAGAAUUGCCGGCUCUAUAGUUCCAGAUGGUGUUAUGGUCGAGGUACCUGGUCGUGGAGUGUGUACCUGUGGUCCAGGUGGUCUGGGGGAGGAGCCACAGCCCGUGUGUUUUGGAUAGUGUGAAAAUCAACCUUGAAUUGACCAUAAUUGUAAUGCUGUAAUCAUGAACAGAUAGAAUUUCUAAAACCUUUUAUCAUCAUUCUCCGUAUUGUGUUACAGAAAAAGUGUUAUUUUUCCUUUCAGAAUUGUAAUUUUUUUUUCUUGAACAAAUAAAUUUUCCAAUAUUAUGUCAUUUUUUAAAUAAUUAUUUUUGAUUAAAUGCACAAUACACAGACAUUUUAAAUCCCAUACUUCAUAAUAAGCAGAUAAAUUGACAUCCAAUAUAUAUUAACAGUUUAAAGAAAAAUGUCUGGUCUGUUGAGGUACUAUUGUGUUUAAA